AUGUUCAGGGCUGUUGAAUUCCUUCGAUGUGAGCGACAGAGUACUUGUUGUCCAGGAUUCUUUGGUUUCUUGCGUAAGGACGGCCUUCGGCUUCUCUGUUAUGAAGGACGACUUUGGCAAAUAAGGGGAGGAGGACGGAAGCCAAAUUUGGCAUUUUUGAUCGAAAAUGCACCUCUUUUUAUUUCGGAAUUGCUGCAUUGA
This is a messenger RNA of Gongylonema pulchrum, 201 nucleotides long. Lineage: Eukaryota; Metazoa; Nematoda; Chromadorea; Rhabditida; Gongylonematidae. The record is from the annotation of a GenBank genome assembly.